This is a messenger RNA of Closterium sp. Naga37s-1, 5928 nucleotides long. The record is from the annotation of a GenBank genome assembly. NCBI's taxonomy places the organism in Eukaryota, Viridiplantae, Streptophyta, Zygnematophyceae, Desmidiales, Closteriaceae.
AUGUCUGUGACAGGGUUCCUCCGUGUAAUGGACGCGUCCGUGCCACACACCCAAGUCCAGGAGCACGCGUCGACGGCAGCGGAGGCACUCAUGGAGCUCGGAUUCCGCUCGAAUUCGUCGGAAGAGAUUGACGACGAUUCUGAGCGGACAGUUGAACGGGCUGUUGCUGAGCCCGAGUCAGGGAAUGAUGGUGAUGGACGGGCAAAUGAACGGGCGAAUGAAGCGGAUGGUACCUCGACAGUAGAACCUACUGCUGGAGGCGGUGCUGAAGCAGUGACACCGAGGUCGGCGGAUCACGACGAGAAGCAUCAUGGUCAAGACGCGAAUCACGAUCGCUCCGCUGCUUAUGUCGCGGAUGAGUCUCAGGAGGGAGUGGAAGCGGCCGUGCUGCGGGAAGCUGGCGAGGGAGAAAAAAAUGAGUUUGACUCAGAGCAAGGCGACGUUGAGAAGGAUUUGCAGGCUUCAAAUGUCGCGGAGAAGGAUGGGAAGAACAAUCAGGCUCGUGAUCAAGAAGGGGGGAACGAUAAGGUGGGUGGUGAGGAGGACUUUGGGAACGUCACCGCGACUAGGGAAAAGCAACGUGGAACCAAGGCGUCGUCCUCGCCUGAGAAAGCAUCACCCGUGCGUGGCCACGCAGAGAGCGGCGUGCGGCGCACACAAGAGCACCUCGUGGUGAUGCGGAGCAGCAACAGCCCUCUCACUCCCGCAGGGGCGCAAACGCCGCACACGGCGGAAGUCAAAUCCGUGCAGACGCCGGCCACGCAGCCGCCGCAGCACACGCAGUCCGGGCCAACGACCGUUCCUGGAGUGCCGAUUCAGCCCCCCCUUCCGUUACAUGCUUCGGACGGCGCGCUGGUGUCGCUCGUCCCCGCCGCUUCCGAGGACGGCCAGCUCCAGUGGAUCCAGCCGCCGCAAUUCUUGGCGGCGCCGCAAUUUAUGGGCGGAGCGCAUUUUAUGGGCGGAGCGCAACUUAUGGGCGGGGCGCAACUUGUCGGCGGGGCGCAAAUUGUGGGCGCAUCUGGACACGGCGGAGGGAUGAUGCCCGCAGGGCCGGUUUCGUUCUUCCGCGCGUCAUCCUUCGCUGCGCCUGUGUCCGCGGCAACGGGUAUUGAGGGAAGCUUUAUGGGGACCGAUGGAGUCAACGGAGUCAACGCCACCGCGCGCGGCGUUUCCGGGGAUCUGUUCGGCGGGAACGCGGGCGACGAGAUGAUAGAAGGCUCGUGGGACGACUUAAUAAUCUGCACUCCCACCGGCGGGUUUCCCGGCGGGUUUCACGGGCAGAUGGGUUGGGGAGGCGAGCGAACAAGUCGAGCUGGUCGCCGCACGCAGCUAUGGGAGGGCGACCCGCAGCUGGUGUACCGUUUGCAACAGAGUUACCACACAGAAGAGUCCGUCGCCGCCGAGGCGAAACCCGACCUUUCAACGAUUGCCAUCCAUGGCGCCGAAAACCCUUCGAUUAGAGACGGCUCGAUUAGAGGCGACGGGGGCGAGGAGGAGGCUUUGCCGGCAGAAGCUGGAGGCAAUCCGGAGGCCGCCACGCCCCCAGGGAUCAUGGGACCAGAGUCCCGGGAUGUGGCACAGUCGGCGGCAACAAUGGAUAGUUAUCGAGAAGCUAUGGCGAGCGGUCAGUUGCCGCUGCACGUGAAAGUGGAAUUUCCGACUCCGUCGCCUAGAGGCGGACUAUCUUCCUCGUCGCCCAGCAAUCGCGGCGGGCUGGGGUUCUCGUACCACUCGCCGAUCCCGCUGUGCUCGCCGUCGCCGCUGCGACUGUGUGCGAUGGAUCUGGGCGACAUGGCGGAGCCAAAUCUGUGGCUGUCGCCGCCCGCCAGCACCAAGUACACGCUCGACAAGCUCGGCGAUUUCCCGCCGUUUUCGCCGCGGCUUCCGGCGAUCGUGCGCGGCUACAGCGCCGCGGACGGCGCAGAAAACCCGCCAGUUUCCGCUUCCGCCAUGAGUUCCGCCGUUCCCCAGUCCGGUUCUCCGCGGGCAGCCAGGCGGGGAACGGCGGAGGUCGAGGGAGACGCCGCGCGGGAAGACGGUCAGGCUGCGCGGAGGGAGGACGAAGCGCUUGAUUCAGCGGGCGCGAGGCGGGACAGUGGAUCGGCGGGAUCGGCGCGAUUGGUUAGUAGCGGUUCGCCGGGGAGCGGAGUGAGAUACGGCGGGAUGCGCGGGCGGUCACUACUGCAGCAGUGCCUCAUCAUGGGCGCUGAGCAGCGCGCCACGCGCGCCGUGACAGCCGCUGGUGCCGGUGGUAAUGCUGCUGCGGGUGCUGGCGAUGGUGCUGCUGCUGUUGUUGGCAGCAGAUCUGCUGGUGCUGGCGACAACGCUGACCCGGUUGUUGAAGGGGACGAGAAGAACGAGCAGGCGGAAAAUGCUGAGAAGAACGGCAAGAAGGAGGACGAGAGGGGCGAGAGGUCUAGCGGUGAUGCAAACGACCCUGCGGUGGGCUGUCCGUCGGUGUUGAAAUGGAGAGCGGUGGGGUGCGAUGGCCGUCGGUUUGUCGACCGGCGUGAUGUGCGGUCAGAGCAGGAGAGGAGGACGGUUCGUGGUGCUUUAGACUCAAAUGCGGAGCACGCCUCUACUCCACUGCUUUCACCUCCGCAGGGACCGCCAGGAGAAUUUGCGAGUGCUGCUGGUGCUGCUGCUGUUCGUGCUAGCAGCGAGGGAGAGACGAAUGUUGGUGGUACAGAUUUUCCCAACACGGAAAUGCGUGGGCAGGAGUCUCAGCGGCACGUUGCUGGAAUUUCAGGCGAGCUGUUCUGUCGAGAAAGCGAUUCUGCGAUACGUGGCGAGAGUUUGUCGCGAGCGGAUGUUACCACGGGAGGGCGGUCGUUCAUGGUCGGCUCGUUAGGGUCAACGCUUACGGAACGCGUGAGUGUACUGGAACUCGAGAACAAACAAACAACGCGUGCGGACAAUAGCGAGGACGGCGCGACCGAAAUUGCGAAUUCUGACAAACCUAACUCCAGCGGCAGCAGCCGUUCGUCGUCGAAUCUCGAUAGUGGAGGCGCGGAGUCGAACGACGAAGGAACCGGUGAGGAUGGGUCGGGAGUGGUGGAAAAGGAGGAGGGCGCGCGAGAAGACGACGGGGGAGAGAGCAGCCUAUCGGAAAGAGCUGCUGCAGCGAACAGCGCAAAAGGUGGCGACGACCGACGCGAUGCGAACCUGGGUGACGUAGGCGAUGGUGACAAUGGAGGGGCUUCGCAGUCUGCACGAGCGAGGCUGACGGCGGAAGAAGGCGAUCAGGCGUUGGAGUUCCCGGCGGACGGCGGGCAGCCGUCUCUUUUACCGGCGGGCGCGGAACGUAGGCGCGCGGAGCGUACGGGCGCGGAAGGGGAGGGCGCGGAAAGCAGCCCCGGAAAGGGCUCCUCGGGCUUGGUGAGGCCACAGCCGCGCAGGGCGCGGAGCGGCGAUCAUGCCAUCUCCCCGUCCUUCUCGAUUCCCGUAUCCCCUGUUUUCGGAUUCCCCUCCGUUCCUUCAUCUCCUGUUCCCGAAAUUUCCCGCUCGGGGGCGCGUGAGCGGAUUGCGCCCCAAUUUGCUGGCGAGGAGCGUACGGCGGCGCAGGCGCCGCCGCUGCAGCCUGCAGCGAAUGUGCGUCAAGUUCAGGCUGCGGCGCAGUCACAUUCGGGGAAGCACCAGGAACAUGGUGAAGCAGGGGGCCCGGUGUUCGAGUCGACUUCACAAUUGAGUGGCGGGAGUGAGGGGGGUGGAAGAGGUGCGCGUGAGGGGGCCGUGACGUCAGGAGAAGCAGGGGCGAAUCCUUCCAGGGCAGGCGAGGGCGGAAAGCGCUUCAAGUCUCAGGAAUCUGGGGGAAUUGGGGGGAAUGUAGGAGGCAGGGGCGGAGGAGGCAGGGGCGGAGGAGGAGGAAGAGGUGGGGAUGAUUCAGGGAACGGACGUGGUGUGAGCGGGACUGCAGCAGCAGGUGGGAGCGGUUCCAUUGUUCCUUGGCAUCCCGGCAGCUCACCUGCCGCUGUUAAUGGUCCUGCUUGCUCCCGUGGGGCGCAGGGGCAACAGGGGCAGCAGGGGCAGCAGGGGAUGGGACCAGGAGCGUACUCCCAGGAGCGUGUGGGGCCAGGGGGUCCUGUUGUUGCCCUGGCGCCAGGGGCGUAUUCCCAGCCUGCUGCUGCUGCUGCGGCUGCCAGUGGUAGUGCUGGUGUUGCUGGUGGUGCUGGGAGUGCUGGUGCCCGUGGUGGUGCGGGUGCAAGUACUGCUUCCUCAGGUGGUGCCUUGGGAGGGGGAGAGCGGGGAGGAGAAGGGGGAGGGCGAGAGGCAGGAGGAGAGGGAGGGCGGGCGGGCCAGGUGUCACGAGGAGCAAGAACCCCGUCCCCUCAAACCUCUGCAAGCGCAUCUCUGCGCCCUUCCCCCGUGCAACCCCCCCCUCCCCCUGUGUACUCCCCAGCUGUCGCCUCCUGGGUUCCGUUCGCCCUGCCCCCUGCUGCCUCUGCUGCCCCGGAGGUGGGUAAACUUCCUGUUUACCCUGUAAAACCUGGGGUACACAAGGUGCGCGUUGGGACGAGAAAUGUUUUACCGGAUGGGCAUUCCUCACGCGAGCAGCAGCAACCAGAGGGGCAGCAGCGGCAGCAACAGCAGCACCACCAUCAACAGCAGCAGCAGCAGCAGCAUCACCAGCCACAGCCGCAGGUAUUUCAGCAGCAGGCGCUGCUGGUGCCAAGGCCAAUGGCAGUGGUGGGUAAUCAACCACAGCCUAUCUCGCUUGCUUAUCAAAACCAGGUGCCCACUUAUCAACAGCAGGCUGCUUAUCAGCAAAAUCCAGGUGUUUUUCAGCAGAUUCCGGCUGCUUAUCAGCAGCAACAGGUGGUCGCAGGGAUGGAGGCAGGUGGCAAUUCCGCUGACGUCAUGGAGGGGAGGGGAGAUGACGUCACGGAUAUGCACAUUGAGCUGGAUGGGUUGGGGGAUGAGGGCAUGUGCGGUGUGGGGGAAGGGGGGAUGUGUGGCAUGGGGGAUAUGGGAGGAAAUGGGGGAGAGGCAGUGGUGGGGGGAGGGGAGGAGGUGAAAGAAGUAGUGACCGCAGCAGCAGCAGGAGUGGGGGGUGGAGCGGAGGUGGAGAGGGAUCCGCCUGUGAAGUCGAGGUUCAGGGGCGUGAGUCAUCACAGGCUGACCAAGCGGUGGGAGGCGUCGCUGUGGACCAACAAGAAGCAGCUUUACUUGGGUGGGUACGAUGCAGAGGAGAAGGCAGCGCGGGCGUAUGACAUAGCAGCACUGGCGUGCAAGGGCGCAGAGGCAGUCACCAACUUCCCACGGGAGAGCUACGCGGACAGCAUUGGGGAGUACCUUGGGAUCUCCUGCGAGGCGCUCAUCGCGAAACUGAGAAGGGAGAGCUCGGCCUUCUCUCGAGGUCGUUCCAAGUUCCGCGGGGUGUCGGGGCAGGAGGGGCGGUGGGAGGCGCGCAUCGGGUCGUAUUUUGGGCGGCGGAACGUGUCUUUAGGCGUGUAUGAGACGGAGGAGGCGGCAGCAGAGCAGUACGACCGUGCGCUGAUCAUUCAGAAGGGCACGCGGGCCAAGACCAACUUCUGCAUCUCGAAAUACAUUGCAGAGCACCUGCAGCACGAGCAAGGGCAGGAGGGAGCGGUGUUUCCCAGCCAGCAGCAGUCAUCGGGCAGCAGAGCAUGCCUUUCCACCACCACAGGAGCAGAUAUCAACCCUUCACUAGCAGCAGCAUCACCACCGUCAUCUGCUUACCCGCUGUCAGCCGCAGUGGCAGCAGCUGCAGCAGCCGCAGCAGCAGCAGCAGGAGGCGCAGCAACUGCGGAUGGGCAUGGUGGGGUGCGGUUUGGAGGGGUGAAGAAGGGUCGAAUCACUCCGGGGUUUGAUGCUCUGUACCGCCGAGCCAUGGCAGAGAUAGUGGCGAGCUCAGCCCUGCCGUUCCCUAUUGACGAGCAUGAGGGUAGACCUGCUGUGGAGGAGUGA